AUGAAACGUAUUCAACGUGGUCCGGUCCGUGGUAUUUCCUUCAAACUUCAAGAAGAAGAACGUGAACGUAAAGAUAAUUACGUUCCCGAGGUCUCUGCUUUGGCUACAGAAAGUAUUGAAAUUGAUCCUGACACAAAGCGCAAUCCUCGCGUGGCUCGACGUGGUGGAGAGCGUGGAGGCGAACGUGCACCACAUUUUAGCAAUACAAUUAAAAAAUCUUCAAUAGAAAGACUAGCUGAAGUAGACGAACAAGAGGUUGUUCGUCAAGUACAGGAAUAUUUUGCAGAUUAUUGCGCAAUUAAUCCGGACUUUUAUUCUUUAAAUCUCUCAUUACCACAACAUCAACUUUAUGGCGAUUCAAUACAAGCUUGGGACGGCAAAACACUCCAACGCGUCGUAGAAGGUGUACUUGCUGUUUUACUUUCUUUGAAGAAGAAACCGUUAAUUCGUUUCGAAAGAAUUAGUGAAAUGGCUAAAAAACUUGCGCAAGAAGUUCUUUAUCAAAUGCAAGAAGAAGGCCCAUUAUUUGAUUUUCGGCGUACGGAUACUCCACCUAUAUUACUUAUUCUUGAUCGUCGUAAUGAUCCAGUUACGCCUCUUUUAACACAAUGGACAUAUCAAGCUAUGGUUCAUGAAUUAUUAGGUAUCCAUAAUGGUCGUGUUGAUUUAUCUGAUGUACCAGAUAUUCGUCCAGAAUUGAAGGAAAUUGUCCUUUCUAGAGAUCAAGACCCUUUUUACAAAAAGAAUAUGUAUUUGAAUAUUGGUGAUCUUGGUGCUAAUAUUAAAUCUUAUGUGGAAGAAUAUCAAUCUAAAACCAAAUUAAGCAUGAACAUUGAAUCUAUUGGUGAUAUGAAACGAUUUGUAGAGGAAUAUCCAGAAUUUAGAAAAUUAUCCGGAAAUGUUAGUAAACAUGUAGCUUUAGCUAGUGAAUUGAGUCGAUUAUAUGAAAGAGAAAAUUUACUUGAAGGUGUAGAGAAUGUAUAUACACAACAUUCGCCUCAUUUGGCACAGACUCUCGAACUGUUAAUAAAAGGAAAAUUGAAAGAAACCAGCUAUCCUUUUAUUGGUGGUGCAACAAAAGAUAG
This is a messenger RNA of Racocetra fulgida, 1085 nucleotides long. The record is from the annotation of a GenBank genome assembly. NCBI's taxonomy places the organism in Eukaryota, Fungi, Glomeromycota, Glomeromycetes, Diversisporales, Gigasporaceae.